GCAAUUUUAUAAUUUUGUUUUGUUAUAGUUUUGGGUAAUUUUCAUAUAAGUGUGAUGGCGCGCCAUGCUAAUAUUGCCACUCAAAGUCAAGCCUCUAGUAUUUGGGGCCAAACUCAGAGUCAACCCAUAGAGAAUAUAAUCUGGGGACGUUUGUAUGGAAAGAAUAUCAAAAUGAAUUCUAUAGAUCUAAAUGCCGAUGAAUUUGCAGCUGGCAGAGGUGAAACUUGUAAUUUAAUGUUAACUUUGGACUAUUUGCCAGAAAAAAUUCUUUAUCGCAUAUCGAAGAUACAUUUUACAUUGAAGCGGGAAAAUUGUGAUAUAUCUAAUCCAGUUUAUAUUGAAGACAACUCUCGAAAUGGGACAUUUAUUAAUGGUGAACGAAUUGGUAUGAACAAAACCAGAAUUUUGAAAAACGAUGAUGUUAUUUCUCUUUGUCAUCCUACGAACAAAGCUUUUGUAUUCAAAGAUUUAUGCCCAAACGAAGCACUAGGCUUACCAAAAGAAAUUACAUCCACUUAUUAUGUGAGUCGCAAAUUGGGUUCUGGUGCUUGUGGGUUAGUUCGUUUGGUAUUUGAUAUACGUUCAUGUGAGCAGUUUGCAAUGAAAAUGGUUAAGAAAAACCUACUAAGCGAAUGUAAUGCUAUCAGUCGUAACAAACAAUUAAAUUCCAAUGACCCUGAAAAGGUUCUUAAUGAAGCGAAUAUAAUGAAGAGUCUUUCUCAUCCCUGCGUUAUCAAGAUGCAUGAUAUAAUUGAUAAACCCGACUCUGUUUAUAUGGUGUUGGAAUUUAUGAAGGGGGGCGAUUUACUGAAUCGCAUUAUAACAAACAGAAAUCUCUCAGAACCGAUAUCCAAGUUAUUUUUCUACCAAAUGUGCCAUGCUGUUAAAUAUUUGCAUGAUAAAGGCAUAAGUCAUCGGGAUUUAAAACCUGACAAUGUAUUACUGGAAUCUUCGAACGAGGAAACUUUAUUAAAAGUUUCCGAUUUUGGUCUAAGUAAAUUUGUGCAGAAUGAUUCUGUCAUGAAAACGUUGUGUGGAACACCAUUAUAUGUAGCACCUGAAGUGCUACAAACCGGUGGACGAGGGGCUUAUACGAAAAAAGUGGAUAUCUGGAGCCUUGGUGUUGUUCUGUUUACUUGCCUAAGCGGUACAUUGCCUUUUUCGGACGAUUUUGGUACACCCGCUAGUGAACAAAUAAAGCACGGGCGUUUUCGCUUUAGUCAUCCUACGUGGAAAAAGGUUUCUCAACGUGCUGCUACACUUAUAAAAGAAAUGCUGAUUGUGGACCCUAAAAAACGGCCAACGGUUGAUGAUGUUCUGAAGAGCAGUUGGCUUAAAGACAAUGAAAUGUUACGUAAAGCUAAAGCGUUAAUGCAGUUAAAUGCAAUGGAUAUUGAUGAGGAAGAGGAAAACUUUUUACAACCACCUAAAAAGCGGGCAAGAAGAUGAAUUGUUAUGUUCUAACUAUUGUGUUUUAGGUAUAUUAUAUUUGUUUAAGCAAGUGUAUUUUAUGAACUGUUUUCAGUGUAAUCUGUGUAUCACAGAAUUAAUUACUUCUUAUAUUAUUGUCUAAGAAAAAUGUAUUUUAAUUUUAUUGUUUAAAAUAAGAUCAACGAAAAAUAAUGCUGUAUACGGCAAAUGAUA
Bactrocera tryoni is the source of this 1644-nucleotide messenger RNA. RefSeq names its product ovarian-specific serine/threonine-protein kinase Lok (gene lok). The transcript has 7 exons. Gene Ontology annotation, biological process: protein phosphorylation; mitotic DNA damage checkpoint signaling. Gene Ontology annotation, molecular function: ATP binding; protein binding; protein serine/threonine kinase activity. Gene Ontology annotation, cellular component: nucleus; cytoplasm. Bases 55 to 1449 code for a protein of 464 amino acids. Lineage: Eukaryota; Metazoa; Arthropoda; Insecta; Diptera; Tephritidae. The record is from RefSeq and is a predicted model, not a curated record.